UUUGGUUUUGCUUUUGGUGGUUUUGAUACGGGCAAUUCGUUUUUCCAAAAGCACCGUAUUUCGAUGCGAUUGUUCUCGCACAGCCUGCUGGAGCGUAGUCACACCCAGCCUUUCAUCAUAUUUGCAUAUUCCGGCUAUUGUCAGCUUUGUUUUCGACUGGAACCUAUCUGGCGAAAUGUUGUUGAAGAUCUCGAACCACUUGGCUAUGGUAUUGGUACAGUAAAUGCAAUGACUGAUGGAAAUUUGUUGGAAAAGCUGCGCAUCUCACGAUUACCAUCCGUUGUGGUGGUUGUUGAAGGACGAGUGAUUCAUUAUCGAGGCACCAUGCAGCCUCUUUCUGCAAAAGGUUUGCGAAUAUUUGCACGUGAUGUUAUCCCAAAUACAUUCCUGAUCAAAAUUACAAAUCACGAUGGUUUACGGCGUUUUGUUGAUCAGUGGAAGACAUUCAACAGAAUUUCGGUCGUAAUUUUCGGCAGCAAAGAGGAUCCACGAAUUCGCUAUAUGCUUAUGGCAAUGAAAUAUGCGAAAUUUGCACGAUUUGCAUAUGUUUAUUUAAAUGAUCAAAGUACAGAUAUAGUGAAAAUGCGACAAGCUUUGAAUAUAGUUUGCUUUAACUGCGAAACAAUCCUUAUUUUUAACGAUUUUCCACAGGUAUGCUAUAGUUUUUAUGCGUUUUAUGCUAUGUAA
This is a messenger RNA of Gongylonema pulchrum, 687 nucleotides long. The record is from the annotation of a GenBank genome assembly. Lineage: Eukaryota; Metazoa; Nematoda; Chromadorea; Rhabditida; Gongylonematidae.